AUGCGAAAGCCCAGUGAUGAGCAGGAGGAUCGUGAGCUGGACUCUGUGGCCUGUGCUGAGUACCUGCGCACCAUGUACCUGGGGCUGCAGAGCCGCUGGCGCGGGGAGCGGCUCCGGCGCCACUUCUACUGGCGGAUGCUGUUCGAGAGCGCGGACGUGAGCAUGCUGCGCCUGCUGGAGGCCUUCCUGCGCAGCGCGCCGCAGCUCGUGCUGCAGCUCAGCCUGCUGGUGCACCGCGGCGGCCGCCCGGACCUGCUGCCCGCCCUCUCCACCUCCGCCUCCCUGGUGUCCCUGGCCUGGACGCUGGCCUCCUACCAGAAGGUGCUGCGGGACUCCCGAGACGACAAGCGGCCGCUGUCCUACAAGGGCGCCGUGGCCCAGGUGCUGUGGCACCUGUUCACCAUUGCGGCCCGCAGCCUGGCCUUUGCACUCUUUGCCAGCGUCUACAAGCUCUACUUCGGCAUCUUCAUUGUGGCCCACUGGUGCAUCAUGACCUUCUGGGUUAUCCAAGGCGAGACGGACUUCUGCAUGUCCAAGUGGGAAGAGAUCAUCUACAACAUGGUGGUGGGCAUCAUCUACAUCUUCUGCUGGUUCAACGUCAAGGAGGGCCGCAGCCGCCGCCGCGUGGCCCUCUACCACUGCAUCGUCCUGCUGGAGAACGCGGCGCUCACCGGCUUCUGGUACUCAAGCCGCAACUUCUCCACCGACUUCCACUCGCUCAUCCUGGUCUGCGUGGUGGCCUCCAGUUUCGCGCUGGGCAUAUUCUUCAUGUGCGUCUACUACUGCCUCCUGCACCCCAAUGGGCCCAUGCUGGGCCCCCAGGCACCUGGCUGCAUCUGCCCUGAGGCCCCAGAGCCCUGCGGCCCACCAGCCGACGCUGUCACAAGUCCCCCGCGGUCUCUGCCGAGGACUACAGGCCCUGAGCGGGAUGGGGCCUCGGUGGGGGGUGAGCGGGCAGGGACCCCCACACCACCUGUCUUCCAGGUGCGGCCGGGCGUGCCUCCCACACCAGUGGCCCGCACCUUGCGGACAGAGGGGCCUGUCAUUCGGAUUGACCUGCCUCGUAAGAAGUACCCCGCAUGGGAUGCUCAUUUUAUUGACCGCCGGCUCCGGAAGACCAUUCUGGCGCUGGAGUACUCUUCACCCGUCACGCCCCGGUUGCAGUACCGGAGCGUGGGGACCUCCCAGGAGCUGCUGGAGUAUGAGACCUCCCUGUAG
Messenger RNA from Miniopterus natalensis, 1218 nucleotides. NCBI's taxonomy places the organism in Eukaryota, Metazoa, Chordata, Mammalia, Chiroptera, Miniopteridae. The record is from RefSeq and is a predicted model, not a curated record.